Epithele typhae is the source of this 798-nucleotide messenger RNA. RefSeq lists its product as uncharacterized. The record is from RefSeq and is a predicted model, not a curated record. Lineage: Eukaryota; Fungi; Basidiomycota; Agaricomycetes; Polyporales; Epitheliaceae. The coding region runs from base 1 to 798 and encodes 265 amino acids. The transcript has 4 exons.
AUGUUCUCCCUCAAGACGCUUUCUCUCUUCGCGGCUGUCGCCGGGCUGCAGCUGGUCGCAGCUCAGGAAUCUUCCAUUUCUACCGCCUGCCAGAGCACGCUUGCCUCCAUUGCUACCUCGUCUGACGGUAACUGCCUCAACGCUGGCGGUCUCAUCAGCAUUCUUUCGGGCACCUCCUCCAGCACCGACCUUAUCCCCCCGAUCGACUCAUGGGCCAAGGGCAUGUGCAGCCGCUCCGCCUGCACCAACUCAACCAUUGCCACUGUCGUAGCGAAUGUGACCUCAGGUUGCUCGGCCGAUCUCGCCAGCUUCGGCCUCCAAAACGUCGACGCGGGCCAGAUCACCUCCCUCGUCCAGCAGUUCUACCCCACCGUCCGCAACGUCCUCUGUCUCGCUGACACGAAGAACAGCAGCACGCUCUGCGCCACCGAGGCACUUUACUCCCUCGAGCCCACCAUUGGCACGAUUUCGACCUCCAACCUGGAGUCGCUCCUCACCAGUGUGCUCGCUGGCUCGGUCCCCAGCAUCUCCAAGAACGCAACCUGCACGGACUGCUCCAAGGCUCAGUUCACCCUCAUCAGCCAGGCGUUCGGCGACCUCAUUCCUAGCUCGGUCACCAGUACCCUCAGCUCUGAGUGCGGCAGCUCCUUUGUUGACGGUUCGAUGCCCUCGUCCGUCACCCAGCUCGCGAGCAAAUCGUCCGUGACCUCUACCCCCAACGGCGCCGCGUCGGCCUGGGGCGUUGCCCCCGUCUACGCCGUCGUCGCGCUCGCGUCCGCCUUCGCGGUGCUCGCCUAA